Sinocyclocheilus rhinocerous is the source of this 405-nucleotide messenger RNA. It is a transcript of the gene tafa2, whose product is annotated as TAFA chemokine like family member 2. Bases 37 to 405 code for a protein of 122 amino acids. Gene Ontology annotation, molecular function: receptor ligand activity. The record is from RefSeq and is a predicted model, not a curated record. Lineage: Eukaryota; Metazoa; Chordata; Actinopteri; Cypriniformes; Cyprinidae. The transcript has 2 exons.
AACUAAGUUCACUUUGAAUGAAUCCAUUGGAAGCGGAUGGGUGCCACAGUGAAGACGUUCUCUGUGUCUGAUGUGUGUGUGUUUGUGUGCAGGAUGAGCAUGAGGGAUCUUCAGAAAGUUCUCACUCAGGUCCUCCUCCUGGCUCUCCUCCUGGGAUCUCCAGCACAAUCCAGGGAAUAUCAGGUGGUGCGUGACGUGCGGACGGGAACGUGUGAGGUGGUGGCGUUACACCGAUGCUGCAAUAAGAACAAGAUCGAGGAGCGUUCGCAGACCGUCAAGUGCUCGUGUUUCCCGGGACAAGUGGCAGGAACCACCAGAGCGGCUCCGUCCUGCGUAGACGGUACUAAAAACACACCGGACAGAGAUAUUCUACAAACUCCGAGUCCUAUAAUCCAGCAUGAAUGA